This is a messenger RNA of Oncorhynchus masou masou (cherry salmon), 4313 nucleotides long. RefSeq names its product dephospho-CoA kinase domain containing (gene dcakd). Bases 342 to 1031 code for a protein of 229 amino acids. NCBI's taxonomy places the organism in Eukaryota, Metazoa, Chordata, Actinopteri, Salmoniformes, Salmonidae. Gene Ontology annotation, biological process: coenzyme A biosynthetic process. Gene Ontology annotation, molecular function: ATP binding; dephospho-CoA kinase activity. The record is from RefSeq and is a predicted model, not a curated record. The transcript has 5 exons.
GACAGCGAUCUGAUGUGGUCUAUCGUGGGUUUGUUAUACAAAUCUUUGACCUAACGUAACCGAACACUGUCAACUUUCGUCAAGCUGGGCUUGUAUUGCGCUGAAAUCGUCGACAACGGUAUGCGUAAUGUCUGUGGCCGAGACGGCAGUGACUGUGCAGACUUAUUGGAGAAAAUAGAUAUGGUUUUGAAAACGUUAUCCAACAAGAACAAGACUUGUCAACAACUGACGUCAGCUAGCGAGCUAACGUUAUAGCUGCAGUGCAAUCUCUUGGACCGGAUUGCCCUAACGUUACCCCUGCACAGUUUUUAAUUGAAAGAAAGGACUCUUGAGGUCAAAAGAUGUUUUUGGUGGGGUUGACGGGAGGAAUCGCCUCAGGGAAGAGCACUGUGUCCUCUCUGCUGCGAGAGCUUGGCUGCCCCAUUAUCGAUGCCGAUGUGGUGGCUAGAAAAGUGGUGGAGCCCCACAGUCCGGCCUACUGCCGGAUCGUGAAGCACUUUGGCCCCGAGAUCCUGCUGGAAAAUGGAGAGAUCGACCGGCAGAAGCUGGGUCAGCUCAUCUUCGCCAGCGAGGACAAGCGGCGCCUGCUUAACUCCAUCACCCACCCAGAGAUCCACAAGGCCAUGCUCAAACAGAUCUUCUUUUUCUUCCUCCGAGGUUAUCGCUACGUGGUGCUAGAUGUGCCCCUGCUCUUCGAGACGAGGCGUCUCACCCGCUUCCUUAACCACACUGUGGUGGUGUACUGUGACCCGGCCACCCAGCUGUCGCGCCUCAUGAACCGGGACGGGCUGACCCAGGAGCAGGCGGAGCAGCGUGUGGCCGCCCAGAUGCCCCUAAAUGAGAAGCGGGGAUUGGCCAGUCACGUGGUGGAAAACUCGGGCAGCCGCGAGGACACCCAGCGCCAGGUGCUGCGGCUGCACACCAAGCUCGAGGACUCUAUGGAGUUCUUGCUGGCCAGGGCCAUUGCCAUAGCGACCGCUGCCGGCCUGGGCGGACUACUUCUAUACGCCGCCAAAUUGCUGGCGUCUUAGCGAAUGGAGUGAGAGUUUGACGAGAGUCGCCCUCCUAUGGCAAUGCAGUGUUGAAUUGUGAUUGAGACUGCGGCACUUUGAACUUAAGCCAUAGCAUGUAACCGACCACUGGGCCCAGCACGUGUGGUGAGAGGUCCAAUAGUCGGUUAUGUGUUAUGGCGUGAGUUGAAAGUUCACAUGCAGUUUGUACUUAGAAAGUGGUCAAGUAACGUGAGAUGUUUUCUUGUGUAAAUUCCUUGUUGCUCUUUGAAUGCUACAGGAAACAGUGAACACCUAGGUUUCCUUGGUUUGCAUUUUAAAAGCCAAGAAGUUAUUUGGGAAAAUAUUUUUGGAGUCACUAGACUGCUUUUUUUAAAGCAAAUAUCUUUUCUGUAUGAGAUAUCUGGACAGAAUAGUUCAGCAUGGGCUGAGAAGCAAUACUGGUGAUGUAAGAAUGUUUUUAGCUCAUUGUGCCUAUUUGUUUUACAUGUUAAAGGGAUAGUUCACUGAAAUUGCAUAUUUACCUUUAGUGAGUGGUGUAUGGACCUGGAGAGUCAGCGACCGAAGAUUUAGAUUUCUUAAAAUGAAAUGUUAUUGUUUGCGUACACAGUUUAACAAGUGCUAUAUAGUGGGUGCAGCGAUAUGCUUAUGUUCCUAUCGAUCGGUGGCAGUAAAUUUCAACAAGCACACAAUAAUCGCAAAUUUAUUUUUAAAAAUGUUUUAUGUAGUACAGCAAUGGAUGUAUAAAUAGUAUGUAAAUAUUAUUAAAGUGACCAGUGGUCAUUGACUAUGUAGUAGUCCCUAAGGUGCAGGCUAGAGUACCCGGUGGUGGCCAGCUAGUGAUAGUGACUGAGGGGCAGAGUAGGGUAGUGGGCAGACAGCACAGUACUGGGUGGAGGCCAUCUAGUGGUGGCUAUUUAACACUGAUGGCCUGGGGAUAUAAGCUGUUUAUCAGUCUCUCGGUCCCAGCUUUGAUGUACUGUCUCUGUCUUCUAGAUGGUAGCGGGGUGAACAGUCCGUGGCUCAGGUGGCUGAGGUCCUUGAUGAUGAUCUUGGCCUUCCUGUGACACCGGGUGCUGUAGAUAUCCUGGAGGGCAGGCAGUGUGCCCCCGAUGGUGCAUUGGGCGGACCGUACCACCCCUAGAGUGCCCUGCUGUUAUCGACGGUACAAUUGCCAUACCAGGCAGUUAUACUGCCUGACAGGAUGCUCUCAAGGGUGCAUCUGUAGAUGUUUGUGAGGGACUUAGGGGUUGAAGAGGUGUUGUUGCGCCUUCUUCACCACAUUGUUGGUGUGAAGGGAUCAUUUCAGGUCUCUGUCAAUUUGGAUGAGGGUGUGCUCUCUCUGCUGUCUCCUGUAGUUCACGAUCAGCUCCUGUCCACGAUCAGCUUUUGUUGACAUUGAGGAAGAGGUAUGGUCAGAUUUCCGAAGGGAGGUUAGGGCCUUGUAGCCAUCCCAGAAGGGAGAGUAGCAAUGAACAAGAAUUCUCGCACCACGAGUAGCAAAGAUGUUGAUAGCAUUUUGGUAGUGUUUUCCUCAGAUUUCCUUUGUUAAAGUCCCCAGCCUCAAUAAAUGUUCCUUCAGGAUAUGCGGUUUCUUGAGUGCCGUCGCAGUGUCUGCUUGUGAGGAAAUGUACAUGGCAGUGACUAUUACCGAAGACAACUGUCUUGGGAGGUAAUGUGGUCGGCAUUUGAAGGAGGUAUUCCAGAUCGGGAGAACCAAAGGACUUGAGUUCCUGUACGUUACCCAAUAACACCAUGAGUUGUUUGUCAUGAAACAUGCUCCUUACCUUUGUGUUUCCCGGAUAGUUGUUUGUUCCUGACCACACAAUGAACGUAGGACCACGCUGGUUCUAUGGACGGGGACAAUGUGUCCAGAGAGAGCCACGAUUCUGUAAAGCAGAAUAUGUCUCUGUCUGGACGAUCCUUGCACUGAGCUCAUAUAUUUUAUUGUCCAGGGAUUGACGGUUACAGAGUAAUAUACUCUGAAGCAGUAGGUGGUAUGCCUGUUUCCUGAGUCUGACUAAGUCCCCACUUCUCCUUCGGCAGUUGUUUUGGAGUGUCACCCGGGAUGAAUGGAGUUGCCUCGGGCAGUUUAAACAAAGGGUCCAGGAAGUUCAAUUUAUGGUGAGUGACCACCAAUCUAAUAUCCAAAAGUGAUUUUCGCCUGUAGGUAAUAGAGAAAAUAAUGUAAGAAAUAAUUUUUAAAAACUAAAAUACUGCAAAGUUGUCUAGGAGCUAGAAGCAGGGCGACUAUGUUUGUUGGCACGAUCUUUAAAGUUGUUUACUUAGUGUUAACGGCGUUGGAUACUGUUAGAUUCUUCGUUAAACUUGGAACAUUGUUAUACUCAAAAGUAUAGUAUCUAAGCAGUGAAAGAGACUGGUUUUUACAUCAGAAGUUAAUGGUUAUCUGUAGGAGCCAGAUGGCUUUGGAAUGUAUUGGAUGGACGGGAAGAAGUCACAGGAGUGCUAUAGGGGAUACGGAUGGACAUCUGUGGAUUAGGCAAAAUAAAUUAUGGUUUAUUACCCUAUUACUUAGUCUUCCUGUUGAACCAUAAAAUAUGUAAGGAUUUGAGAGAAGGAGUGCCUAAAUUGGAGUUUAUAUACUUGUGGUGGUGGAAACAUGUUUUGUCUGAAUGCAGCUGUAUUGACCCUCUGGGCUUUCAUAAUGUGUGUUUUUACUCUGAGAAUUAGAACCUAACAACACAAAGCAAUGGGGAUGGUAGGGAGUUGGAAUGAAGUGACUGAGUUGAUUUGGGAAUGCUUCGAUCAUGCUACCAUGGCUCCUAUAAGUCUUAUUAUUUUGUGCGCAACAAUGCUAAUGCUAAUAUGUGAGAAAGUAAACUCCCAGGUUCCAUAGAUUACUUCCUGUUUAUCAAUAAAAUUUGGUGCAUUUGUGAUUUAGGAUAAAUAGAAUUUUAAGGAUGGGGUAACUAUGUAAUAUGGGUAAACUAAUCAGUUUAAAAAAUAUUUGAUUGACUCUGUGAUGACGCUAGAAUGAAGACAUAGGUGAUGUAUUCGACAAUCCACUUGUCAAACUAAAGAGUUUUCUAAACGGUCGAAGGAAUGAAGAUAAAUACUUCCUUGAUGCCACUGUGUCUUUUCUAACACUUGAAGCUACAGUAUCUUCUGUACUUUUUCAGUCAACUCUAUUUUUUUUAAUUUUUUUUUUACAUCCGCACACGAGGAACUAAAAGAUUUUAUCUGUUUUAUCAGCUGCUGUAAAAAAAAAAAAGUAAAAGAAUGUCAAUGAUCUCUUAUCCAUGUCUGAAAAUAAACAGAACUAUAUUACUACAAUGUCCCAUC